Austrofundulus limnaeus is the source of this 285-nucleotide messenger RNA. Its product is annotated as cathepsin L1. The record is from RefSeq and is a predicted model, not a curated record. Lineage: Eukaryota; Metazoa; Chordata; Actinopteri; Cyprinodontiformes; Rivulidae.
UAAACCAUGUUUGUUGUGUGACGCGGAGCCAGGAGGACCAUGUGGGAGCAGAACCUGAAGAAGAUCCAGCUGCACAACCUGGAGCACUCCAUGGGCAAACACUCCUCGCUCCUGAACCGGUUUGGAGACAUGACAAACGAGGAGUUCAAUCAGAUGGUGAACACCUUCAAACCCACAGCAAACAUGAAGACCAAGGCUCCUCGGUUCUCCAAGCCCAGCUCCCUGAAGGUCCGUCCCAGUGUGGACUGGAGGACUGAAGGCUACGUUACACCUGUGAAGAACCAG